Messenger RNA from Thalassophryne amazonica, 924 nucleotides. RefSeq names its product muscle-specific beta 1 integrin binding protein (gene mibp). The record is from RefSeq and is a predicted model, not a curated record. The transcript is spliced from 8 exons. Gene Ontology annotation, cellular component: cytoplasm. Lineage: Eukaryota; Metazoa; Chordata; Actinopteri; Batrachoidiformes; Batrachoididae. The coding region runs from base 102 to 707 and encodes 201 amino acids.
UCUUUACUGGGAUCCAACUACUUUUUGUAGACAGUUUGGAUUUAAACGUCUUUAUUUUACAGUGUUCUUGGUUGAUUUUUUUGUGGAUCAGUGGCGAAAAGAUGAAAUACAUUAUAGGAAUUGGCGGCGUCACUAAUGGUGGUAAGACCACCCUGACACAGAAGUUGAUCAAGACGUUACCCAACAGCUGCGUUGUGCAUCAGGAUGAUUUUUACAAGAAACCAGAUCAGAUAGAAGUCGGGGAGGACGGCUUUAGACAGUGGGAUGUGAUCACAGCUUUGGAUAUGGAGGCCAUGACGAGCACGAUAAAGGGCUGGUUGGAAAAUCCUGUGAAGUUCGCCCGCUCUCAUGGAGUCAUUUUAUCUCCGGCUUCUGAAAUGGCUGACCCUGAGGAGCAGAUCCACAUCCUGAUUGUAGAAGGGUUCCUACUCUACAACUACCCACCCCUGCUAGAUGUUUUUGACAAGUGCUAUUACAUCUCUAUCCCCUAUGAAGAGUGCAAGAGGAGAAGAAGUACAAGACAGUACACCGUGCCGGACCCUCCCGGUCUGUUUGACGGCCACGUGUGGCCCAUGUACCUGAAGCACAGGAGAGAGAUGGAGGCCACCGGUUUGAACAUUGCAUACCUGGAUGGUUUGAAAACAAGGGAGGAAAUCUACCAGCAGGUGUACAUGGAAAUCCAUAACACCUUGCUCAAUCGUUUAUAGCAUGAAGCUUCAUCUCCAUCCCUGUACAAAGCUGUAAAUAAUCCCAGCACUUGUUUUUUUACAGCAUGUUUUUAAUUUUAUUAUUUCUUUGUAAAUAGACGAAAGCAUUGUUAACGUUUCACUGACUUUGUCAUCACAACUUCAGUCUGAUAUCUUCAGGGAUUUUUUUGACCAGAUCGUUAAUAUGUUGUCAUUAUUUUGAACCAAUACGUGUUGU